UUCAUUGGAGAAGCUUCCAAUGGCUUCAUUAGAAGUAACGAGUUGACACAAGGUCAUUCCAUGGUUUUCAGAUCCCCUUUAGAGCUUUAUCCCUCCCAUUUCUUCCUGCCAAACUUCGCUGAUCGCCCUUUGCUCUUGGCGAGCAGCGCUCCCACCGCCAGGUCUCCCGAAGACUUGUCAAUGUUUCAGCUACCGACCCUCAACUUCUCUCCGGAGCAAGUGGCGAGCGUCUGCGAGACGCUGGAGGAAACCGGAGAUAUCGAACGACUGGGAAGGUUCCUAUGGUCUCUGCCGGUGGCACCUGGGGCAUGCGAAGCAAUCAACAAGCAUGAGUCCAUUCUACGAGCUCGGGCAGUGGUCGCCUUCCACACGGGGAAUUUUCGAGACCUAUAUCACAUCCUGGAGAACCACAAGUUUACCAAGGACUCCCACGGCAAACUGCAGGCUAUGUGGCUAGAAGCGCACUACCAGGAGGCCGAGAAGCUGCGCGGUCGCCCCCUAGGACCGGUUGAUAAGUACAGGGUGCGGAAGAAGUUUCCCCUGCCUAGAACCAUCUGGGACGGCGAGCAGAAGACUCACUGUUUCAAAGAGCGGACACGCAGCCUCUUAAGGGAGUGGUACCUCCAGGACCCUUACCCGAAUCCAAGCAAGAAAAGGGAACUGGCACAAGCUACGGGACUCACUCCUACACAAGUGGGGAAUUGGUUUAAAAACCGGAGGCAAAGAGACAGAGCCGCGGCAGCUAAAAACAGGCUUCAGCACCAAGCAAUAGGACAGAAUGGCAUGCGAUCUCUGUCAGAAUCCGGGUGCACGCCACACAGCUCGGCCGAAUCGCCGUCGACCGCGGCCAGUCCGACUACCAGCGUUUCAAGUAUGACAGAGCGAGUCGAAACCGGCACGUCCAUUCUUUCGGUGACGUCCAGUGACUCAGAAUGCGAUGUAUGAUACAAAAAAAAAAAAGACACGUAUUUACAGGGAAUAUGGACCUGAAAAAAAAAGACUAUGAAAUAUUGGGGAAGUAAAAAAAUAAUAAUAAUAAAAAGGACCAAUUGGUAUAAUUAUUAAAAAGAGAUAAAAGCACGUCUUUUUUCAAGCGCUUUCAGUGGACCACGCCUUCCCCUGCCCCUCACUACUUGCAUGAUAUUAUUUUUUUUGUAUCUGGGGAAAAAUAAUACUCUUAAGUUCAAUAUUUUUUACAAGGAUCGCGGAGAAGAGGGAAUUGCCAGAACCUGCUCUUUAUCGCCUUUUUGAUCUCUGUUUUAGUCCAAGUGAUGAUGACGCUCAGCCGAGAUGCAAUCCUGUUUUAUUUUAUGUCCAUCAGACAAUCAUUUGAGUCGUAAGCACCUUUUUACUACACCUCUGUCACUGCCUGUGUGGGGUACUGGUCAAAUGUGGAGCCGAAUAGUUAUGACUGUAACAGAUUUUAUUUUUAUUUCGAGAUUUUAUAUUGAAUUAUGUAUAUCUUAAAUAAUGCGAUCAUUCUCCCAGUCUGUAAUAUAUGUGUAGAGAUAUGCUUGUAUAUAAUACUGCUGUCUUUCUCCAUACCCUUUUCUAUCCUUGUUCACUUUUCUUGACUUGGUGUUCCAACAUAAAAUAUUUGUCAAAACGUAAGACAAAGUGCUCUAGGUUUUUUUUUUUUUUCGUUUUGUUUGUUUGUUUGUUUGUUUUUCUACUUUAAAUGGGAUAAUGAUUCUAGACAAACAAGUGUUAUCGGUCAAUUUUAUGCAAAAGCGAUUUAAUAUAAAAUUUGGAGUAUUCUUCAUCAACAUGUUCAGACAUUUUCCGAGCUCGCUUAAGGCGCUUAUAUUAUUCAAUGUUUCUUUACUUGCGUGUUUAUGUUUAUGUAUAAAUUUCUAAAUCAAAUACAGUAUUCCAUUUUCUUAUACA
This is a messenger RNA of Conger conger (European conger), 1887 nucleotides long. RefSeq names its product SIX homeobox 3a (gene six3a). The record is from RefSeq and is a predicted model, not a curated record. Gene Ontology annotation, molecular function: DNA-binding transcription factor activity, RNA polymerase II-specific; RNA polymerase II cis-regulatory region sequence-specific DNA binding. Gene Ontology annotation, biological process: brain development; eye development; regulation of transcription by RNA polymerase II. The coding region runs from base 61 to 945 and encodes 294 amino acids. Gene Ontology annotation, cellular component: transcription regulator complex; nucleus. Lineage: Eukaryota; Metazoa; Chordata; Actinopteri; Anguilliformes; Congridae. The transcript has 3 exons.